AUGUCCACCUCACAGUCCGACUCAGCAGUACCCUCUCCCGUCGUGCAGAAAAAACCACACCAUGUACCCAAGCGGGUCCCUCUGAGUUGUGAACCUUGCCGAAGGCAUAAACUCAAAUGUGACCGGGCAGUGCCAUGCAGCACUUGCACACGGUACAGCCGCGAAGACUUGUGCUUGCUAUAUCCUGCGCCGCCCAAAGGCAAAAGAGUCGACUCGCACCACAGACAGAAAACCCAGAACCAUCCUGCAUACACUGUCCGAGCCAAUAACGAUAAGCGACCCGCUCCAACCGCCUCUGGCAACAGGUCUUCGCCCUCGAGACACGGUGAUCUACUAGCAAACGUCUGGUCGGAUGACCCUAUCUAUGAAACGACCGAUUCCCUUGCAGAUGUUCCAGUGACCGAUCAAGUAACAGAACAACACCGACCACAGCGUGAACGGUGGCAUUUAGUCGAGGAUGUCCCUCUCCUUACCGCAAACCAGUCGUUGUCUACGAGACAUCAGCACUUAUCUGCGACCGGAGAUGCUACGACGGCACAGCCAAAUGAUGCUGUGGGCAUUUUAUUUCCACAAAACCUUCCCCUGUUUCAAUUUUCCACUGGUCACGACGGCAGCCUGUUGGACACCUUGGAGUUCUCGGAUGACGAGCUGCAGUGGAAGAAACUUCUCGUCAGAUUGCUUCCGACUCGAACUCAAGCAGACAUACUCCUAGGAUAUUUCAUUGAGAAUAUAAAUUGGCUUUUCCAGACGGUCCACAUUCCCACAUUCCGAAAAGAGUAUUCGUCAUUCUGGGAUGGUAAGGUCGAAGAUGCAAAUCUACCGUGGAUGUCGCUGUUGUUUACAAUACUGUCCUUGAGCGCACUAUACAUCCCUGGCGACGCUGUGGAAGUAGUGGGCCUGCAGCGGGAAUCAAUCCGAAAACAUGCCCACAUAUGGCAUCGCGCUUGCCUACAGGCUCUUCAGGCUGGCAAUUAUGAAAGAAAACCAACUCUAUUACAGUUGCAGACAUUUUCAAUCACGCAGCUGUACUGGUACGCAACCAAUGAUAUUGAAACCAUCAAUUCCCGAAUGGGCCAGGCUGUCCGAAACGCUCAAGCUCUAGGUCUGGACAAAGACCACACGCCUGCUAGCAAUGUAGCCGAAGAGAUGAGACAUCGUCUGUGGUGGGAUCUGGUAGAUUCGGACACAUUCCAGUCUAUAUGUCUUGACCGACCACCCUUGAUUCAGGUGCACCUCACCAAUGUGCCGCUUCCUCUCAAUUGCAACGAUCUCGACCUGGGUCCGGAUUUCGCACAUGCAAAGACCUUAGAUGAGCCUACCACGAUGAGCAUGAAUAUUUAUCGAGCGAGGGUAUUCCAACUCAUCAACCGCGCCUUGGUAACUGAUCCAUCUCAAUUCCAGUCGUAUAAUUCAGUGAUUGAGAUUGACCGACAACUUGUGAGAAUCAUUGACGAAUUGCCAUGGUAUUUUCAGCUCGACAAUGAUGGAAAACCUAAAACCUUCUCUGUUGCUCAUGAUUUUUUAACAUGGCAAAACCACAUCCUGCGGACUUGUGUCAGUACGCAGCGUAUUCGCAUGUAUCGCCCUUUUCUUGAUACGGUCACGAGCGCCUUUGACACCUGUAUUGCGGCAGUUGAGGGUUCCCUGGCCGUGUAUCGGACCCUUCGCAGAAACAGGCCGAUAGCUACGCAACAAAAGUUCUACCCACAGGCAUACCAGAUCUUCUCCGUUGCCGUCACACUGGCCGCAUUGCUACUAGUCGAGCGAACCAUCCCAAACGCUGCUCGCUUCCGGGUUGACAUCCAAAGCAUGGCUGCCGACCUGGGUCUGUUGGAAACUCAAGCGUGUCCUGUGUCGAUCGCCGUUAAUGGCCGUAGCGUCCUACUCAAGAUGAUAUCGCUGUUCGAGCAGGGUGACUCUUGCUCACCCGAAGAUGCUGAAGGCCUCGUUACAGACAUUUCCAUCAUCCUCGGAGGGGAAAAUACUACUCGCGCAUACCUCGGACGACGGACUGCUGCCGAAACGCGUAAUGGCAACCAAGGCCAUGCUAAUUUGGGGGACGGUAAUGCUCAAGCCGAUAUCAGCGGGGGCCUUCUGGGCUCUGAGAUAUCUCCUGCUCAACUUAUGGACGCGCAGCCUACUGACCAGGUGCUGUCAUUGACACCUCUUGUUGGAGGGGUAGAGGGACUCUUCGCCUGGGAUGAUUUCCAACUUAGCGACCCUUAUGGUCUCUUCAACUGGGAUAUGACCGGUUUGUUAUCGGAUGUUCUAGCUAGCGGCAGAGAGUGA
Messenger RNA from Exophiala spinifera, 2289 nucleotides. RefSeq lists its product as uncharacterized. Gene Ontology annotation, biological process: regulation of DNA-templated transcription; DNA-templated transcription. Gene Ontology annotation, molecular function: DNA binding; DNA-binding transcription factor activity, RNA polymerase II-specific; zinc ion binding. The transcript has 3 exons. The record is from RefSeq and is a predicted model, not a curated record. The coding region runs from base 1 to 2289 and encodes 762 amino acids. NCBI's taxonomy places the organism in Eukaryota, Fungi, Ascomycota, Eurotiomycetes, Chaetothyriales, Herpotrichiellaceae.